Molecule: messenger RNA, 5060 nt
Organism: Vicia villosa (hairy vetch)
Lineage: Eukaryota; Viridiplantae; Streptophyta; Magnoliopsida; Fabales; Fabaceae
Exons: 3
Coding region: 290-565 (91 amino acids)
Source: RefSeq, a predicted model, not a curated record
GUUUUUCUGAGUUUAAGCUCCAAAAUAAUUUUUUUUGUGAUAAUAUUUUAAGAAGGAACACACAUCUUGUCAAUUAGAUGCUGAGCAAAUGCCAUCAAACCUACUUCCUUAUGUGACUCGGUUCGAAACAAAAAAAUCGAAAGAUCCACAAAACCACUGUUUUGUAAACCGUCUGAUUUAAUAAAGUAUUUUUCACUAUCAAUUCGGCGCCGUCACUUCCGCUCAGCCCCGCCGCACACAGUCACCCAUAUCCGGUUACGCCGCCCCCUUUGCAGUUCGCUUGUCCAGAAUGGGAAAGGGUUUGAUAUGGGCGACGGCAGAGGAUUUGAGUCGUAACAGGAGUCGAGUUCUGUCGCUGUAUCGUCAGACACUGAGAAGCCUGAAUUCUCCUUCGUUGCCACUGAACUUCGCCUCUAGACUCGCUAUGAAAGCCAAGGUACGUGCAAUGUUUUGGGUUGGUUCUGAUGAACGCUCUUUGCAUAACAUUGCUGACCUAAUUGAUGCUGCUGAAUACUCUCUUUCCUUUCUCAAAAAAGGCCGAUUUCCUCCUCGUCACAUCACCUGAACAACACAUUCCAUCUCCGUCGUUGCAAUUUGGUAUGAUUUUCACGCAAUUGGUUGUAUAUAUGUAAGAAAUAAGCUUAAGAAGUGUUUUGUGUUUUCUCUAUUUUGAAUUGGGGAAAUACUCAAAAUUGAACAUGAUAGCGAAUACUUAGUUUUGUCAUUGAAAUUGCACUAUUGUUAUUAUAAUGUCAAUCUUAAUCUCUAUAUUAAUUUUGUCUCUGUUGGUAAUUGCAUAUACUAAAAUGACAUUAACUUGGGAGAGUCCUUGAUUUUUUUCCUUCUGGGUGGUGACUGAUUAAGAAUUUUUUGUUGAGAUAGAAAUAAGCUAUGAACCAAUGGCGGCUUCGAUGUUGUAAUAUUAUCAUGAACAUGGCCUUAAAUUCAUGGCAGUGCAUCAUGCUUGAGUUUGGGAAUGAAGUGUGGCACUUAAUGAAAUUGUUGACUGAACCGUACAUGGUUAAAUGUGAUAGAGUCGAAGAGUGUACGCGUCCUAAGAAGACAUAUGUCAAAUGGUUAGAUCUAUUAAGUCAUGGAUCAACAAUAUGUCAAAUGGUUAGAUAUAUUAAGUCAUGGAUCAACAAUAUAAGAGGAAGCUGUUAUACUGAAUGGAGGAGUGAUGCUGUUAGAAACAUAUUUAUGGAGAGGUUUCUUUUUCUUGGGGUUUCUUUUAGGAGUUUUCAAGAGGCAAUGUAGUUUCAGGAAAGAGUAAAGAAUGAAGAGCAUUAGCAUUAGGACAAAUAUAUUUAUAGAUUCAUAUUUCAGAUGAGUUAACAUAUUUCGUAUUUUGGCCCUGUAACUGUGAGCCUAAAGCAGUAAUUCUCACAAUGCAAAUAUGAACAAGUCUAAUUGACAAGAGUAUGUUUGCUGUGAAGUAUUUGUAGGGAGUGUAAGUGAACAGAGUAAAUAUAAAGAACCCAAAAACUACCAUUCUUUACUGGUUUGGGUGAAAACCUGAACCGAACCAAGAAGAACCAAACAUGAUUGGUUUAGAUGACAUGUUUCAGUUCUUAAAAUUGAUACACUUUAUUUUAAAACCAACGCCCCAGUUAGCCCAGCCCUAUACAUUUCAUCAGGUCAUUCAAACAUUUUUUCCAUUAAUCUCAUUUCACUCAGCCAACCUCCCACGGGAUUGUUGUCUUGUUCAGUUUUGCAUGUCACACAUCUUGGUUCCAACGGCAGCGAUCUCGUUCUGCUUCCCUGAGACUCGUCUGCCUCUCUAUGAUUCUUCUGCUUCUCUUUAAUGAGUUGCUAAGUUUAUUGAUAAUUGGUUUGUAUUUUGGAUUGCUACUGCCUAUUUUGUAUUUGCAUUAAACAUUCUGGUUUGUAUUGAGAUUGCUAAGUGUGUGCUAAUGCCUAUAUUUCUAUAUGUAUUUUUUAAAAAUAUUUUGGCCUGUGAACUAAUCACAAGAACCAACCUGUAUAUUAUCGGGUUAAUUUGGAUUGGGUCCAGUUAGAGAAACAUACAAAACCGAACUAGCCUGUGGAGAUUUGGCUGAUUUGGAUUUUGUCAGUUGAAAACUGAUGCAAACCGAUUCGAUAUACUAUUAGGCAGUUAAGUGAAGUUUAUUUUCUUUGAAGUUAAAUGGUAAAUUUAGGUCAGUUUGGGAUUUGGAAUGUUAUUGUUAUGUUGGCCCUAUGCUGUCUUAUUGUUCAUUGUUUUUAUGGUUUUUGCUGAGUUUGGAUUUAAAUUGUUCAACUGUUAUUAUUUUUCCACUUCUUUAAGCUGAUGCCAAUGUGAACUAUUUAUCUGAUACAAUCAUUCUUGUUAUUUCCAGUUCAUAAAAAUGAAUGGAGCUAUUUUGAUAAGCAUGCAAUGCAUGGCUUCUUAUGAUAAAAUUUUGUAAAUGAUCAAUUUAAAUUUUAAAGUAUCUCAUAAACUAUGAUCAGUCACAUGAUCAAGCCUAUUGGAAUAUUAAUCUAGAUUUAGGCAUGAAUUCUUCACAUAUUAGAAAAUACAUGAGGAGCCGAAAAUACUUUCAAUAUCAAUACAUUACACAUUAUCAGAUCAGACUAUCAAAGCAAACAUGUUUAAUUUCAUGAAAUGCGUCGGGGUUACAAACUUACAAUCCACGUCAUAUUUAAAGAGGGAGAAAAUCAUUGCUAAAAUGGAUUAGUCAUCAUAAUUCAAUGCAAAAAAAACACAUUAAGAAUUGCUGUCAAAUAGCGUUUAAGAGUAUGAUAUAAUAUACAGAAUUGAAACAUACUUAUGAAGCACUCUGAUUGAAACUUAAAACUAAUAAAAUAAAUGCGAAUUAAAUAAACGCGCUUUAAAAAUGUUUCAAUAUUCACAAUUUAAUUAAAAGAUAUAACUAGGCUAAUUAAAAAAAAAAAACUUUUUUUUAAAGUUGUUUUGUUCUGGAACUAGAUGAUGAUCAGAGAUGUUGAAUUCAUCCUGUAUGGUGGAGGUUUAAGGUUUUCUAUGCGGUGGAGAGGAAACUGACCUAUAAGACUAAUACUCCAACGCUAAAGUCAAUACAUGAGUAAAACGUGAAGUUUGAAUAGAGAAGAAUUUAAAUACCUUAAUAAAUGGUAAAAUCCCUUUUUUAAAUAGGAGAAAUAGUUAGCAAACAAAUGCGUGUGAAGGGGCGUGAAAUGCAGUCAACCGUUAGAUUGAUCUGGACAGCUACAAAAGAGUUCACGGAUGUGCUUCUUUGUUUGGAGGAGAAAAGGAGACAACAUGUUCCAUGCUUCUCUGUCUCCACUAUCGGGCUUUCGUACUUUUGGGCUUUGUGGGUAGCCCAAAACAGUUGUGCCCCAUGCACAUGUUUAUGUGCUAUAUAAUAGGAGUUUGUACUAUGUGUCCUUACAUGACCACAAAAUUAUGGAAGUGGAGACUUUUGAUGGGAUGUUGCCAUCGUUAGAGAUAAGAGCAUUAAAUGCUUUCUUGCAAGGUGCAAUAUGAUGUUGGGAAUGAACGAUACGUAUCCCUAUUCUAGUUAAUAAAGAUAUUCCUCCUUUCUCUAGAGUGCUCGAGUAUUUCUUAAAUCGUUUACACAAAUUUCCACUGUUGUUAGUGUAAAAUGAUCAUAUGAUCUUUAGCGUUUAAUAAGAGGGGUAUGUAAGACUUUCGAAAUGCCGUCCUUGUCCGUUUUGACUGUUAUCGACUUGCGAAGAAAAGUGUUCCCGGUCCUUUAUCGUUCCUUUUUAGAGAUAUUUUUGUACGAGCACCCGUUCAAGCUCAAGAGAUUUUACUUGUUAGUUUCCUCUUUGCAUGUUUGAUUUUUCUUUCCCCCGAGUUCUAAUAUUUAAAGCUUUUGCUUUUUGUCCUUGUUCUACCCUUUUUCAGAGUUUUUGGGACGGUGAUCAUUUGCAUUUGUUCGUUAGCUAUGUCACACCUGCAUGAGUUUCUUAUUGAAACAUAUUUAAUCAUGGUUAUCACACCAAUGCAAUAAAGAGUGAAAACGCCAUGCGAUAAUUAAGGAAGGAGAUUCAUGCCACUUUCGCUUUGGUAGGAAUUCCUAAUACACCUUCUGACGGGGGAGCUUGUACCUCAGAUAUACUUGUCAGGGCCUCUUCUGGACCGAUUAUCUAUAGAUUCUGCAAAUUACCCCCUCCUUCGCGCUCAAGACGAAAUCCGGGUUUCCCCCAAUCAUGUCGUAGUAGAUGAAAUUUCUUCUUAUCAAGGAGGAGAAGAAAGGCUGACUCCAUUCUUGAUUUAGAAGAGUUUUGAGAUGAAGGUCUUCUCUGUAAGCGUCUCCGGCCUAGGUAUGUAUGUGUCAGAGAGUCCUUGCCGAUGGGGUCAAACCCUUCGAGUAUGGACAUAUAUUUUUGUUCCUCUAUUUUCGACGAAGAUUAUGCAUACUUCUCUAGGCUCUCUAAAGUUCGUCGAAAGGAGUUGGCCGAAAUGGAUUUUCAUGCUAGUCAGGCAUCAGUUGUUAUGACCUUCAUCGUAGAGGGGCGCAAAAAGGUUCUUUUACUCAACCGCCUUCAUCAAGAGAGGGAGAUGCUCAAAUAACGGGUCGAUGAUCUUAUAAUUGAGGAGAACCAGUAUUUGGCCGAGGUCCAUGGUGCCUCAACUUGAUUUUUGGCUAUGGAGGCCACAUUGAAAUUUUUUUAACAUUCUGGUUUUUUGGUAAAAAAAGUGAAGCGAAUUUCCCGAGAGAUGACUAAGAAGAGCGAGGCUUUAGAGGAAGCAAAUUAGUCCUUGGCUCUUGCUCCCAAAAAGACAGAGGAGCUGAAGAAGUCUUUAAGAGUGUCCCUGGAUACAUAUAAUAAGGAUGAGGACGACCUUUGUGAAACAUUGAAAAAAAUCUCUCUCUCUCUCUCUCUCUCCCCUCUCUCUCUCUCUCUCUCUCUCUCUCUCUCUCUCUCUCUAUCUAUCUCCAAGGAGUUGCCCAAGUCAUUGCAAGAUGGUUUUUUCGUGAUUAAGGAUGACUUUGAGAGUUCUUUAAAGCAAGUGAAAUAUUUUGUAUCCUAAUGUGCUGAUUUCUCUAGACUGGGUUCGUCUUAAUCAGGUCAUUGAAAACGAGAAGGUGGUAUCCUAGGAAGACUAGUGU